AUGGUCGAAGCGGAAAGAUUACAGUAUCACAGGUUCCACCAAAGCAAGUUUCGUUCACAUCAACUGCAAGGCCUUCACGAGUGUCUAAUACAGGGUGAAACACAAGCUGCAAGAACUGGAAAACGAGUUAUCUUGCCGUCUUCCUUUGUUGGUGGUCCCCGAUACAUGUACAACAAUUGCAAAGAUGCAUUUGCUAUUUGCAGGUAUGCCGGAUACCCUAGCUAUUUCAUUACUAUCACAUGUAACCCAGAAUGGACCGAGAUUAAAGAGUGCGUUGCGGCAUAUUCAUUAAAGCCAAGUGAUAGGCCAGAUAUCAUAUCAAGGGUUUUCAAGAUCAAGUUAGAUGUGUUGCUCAAAGACUUAAAGGAUGGGUCCAUAUUCAGAAAGCCUAAAGGAAUUGUGUACACAGUUGAAUUCCAAAAGCGUGGUCUGCCCCAUUGUCAUAUUUUAUUGUUUGUUCAACCAGCCGAGAAGCCUCGAUCAUCUGAGGAUAUUGACCAUCAUAUAUCGGCUGAGAUCCCCGACGAACAUACACAACCUAAGCUGUACAGCUUAGUACAGAAAUUCAUGAUUCACGGACCAUGUGGGGUUUUGAACAUGAGUAGCCCGUGUAUGGUUAAUGGGAGGUGUUCCAAGUUUUAUCCAGUGUCUUUCCGUGAAAAAACAUCCAUAGACAGUGCAGGUUUUCCCAAGUAUAAACGGUCGGAUAAUGGUCGUUCAACAACCAAGAGGAAUGUUAAUCUCGACAAUAGGUUUGUUGUCCCAUACAAUGCAACAUUAUUCCUUAAGUAUGGCUGCCACAUAAAUGUUGAGUAUACUUGCCAGACGUCUGCAAUUAAGUAUUUGUUCAAGUAUGUCCACAAAGGUAAUGAUCGUGUCACAGCUUCGUUCUUUCGAUCACAUGAUUCAGCUGGUUCUGAUGUCACUGUCGAUGAAAUACAUAACUACUAUGACUGUCGGUAUAUAUCUGCAUGUGAGGCAUCCUGGCGGCUAUUCGGCUUUGAGAUUCAGUACAAAGAGCCUAAUGUCAUCCGCCUACCUUUCCAUCUUCCAAAUGAACAAAAUGUUCUGUACGAAGAUCACCAGCUUAUUGAGAAUGUUAUCGACGUUGCGGUCUCAAAGGACAGUAUGUUUAUUGGUUGGUUUAAGGCUAACAAGAAUUUUGAUCUGGCCCGUACGCUUACGUACGCGGAGAUGCCGUCACUUUUUGUUUGGGACAAGCAGGGGUAUAUGUGGAGGCCAUGGAAGCAAGGGAACGUGAUAGGUCGACUCACACAUAUUCCUCACUCGCAUGGAGAGGAGUACUUCCUUCGUUUGUUAUUGAAUUAUCAAAAAGGGUGCCAGACAUUUGCUGAUGUCCGUACCGUUGGUGGAAUUGUGUACGAUACAUUCAAAGAGGCCUGUUAUGCCCUAGGUUUAUUGCAGGAUGAUAAAGAAUUUAUUGAUGCACUUAAUGAAGCCAGUGCAUGGGCAUCGCCGAAUUAUAUCAGGAGGUUGUUUGCAAUGCUUUUGAUGUCGAACAACAUUGUGCGUCCUGACAUGGUGUGGGAGAAAUGUUGGCAACAUUGUGUGGACAACUCGCUUCUUUCUGGAAGACAUAACUUAGGUAAACGUUCCGUAUUGCUUUUACUAUCUGGUUUCCAGCGUUCUGUUCGUGAGAUUAAGUCCAUGACGCUUGCCAAAAUUGAGAUACUCUUGCAGCCAAAUGGUCGGAGCCUGAAUGAAUUUCCUGACAUGCCGUUUCCUGAUUCUACUGGUUUACCUGAACCUUUUGACACAAUUUUUUUCGACGAGCUUAAUUUCGACAGGACAGAAUUGGCAAGUAUCGCCGUGGAUUUGAUUUCCCGGUUGAAUCGGGACCAGCGUGUAGUGUUUGACACAAUAACAACUGCAGUUCGUCAUGACAUUGGUGGUUUCUUCUUUGUCUGUGGUUAUGGUGGAACUGGUAAGACCUUUCUAUGGAAUGCACUGUCUGCUUCGAUAAGGUCUAAGGGUGAUAUUGUCCUCAAUGUUGCAUCUAGUGGCAUUGCAGCUCUGUUGUUGCCUAAUGGACGAACUGCUCAUUCACGCUUUAAGGUUCCGCUCAGUGUUAACCAGGACUCUAUUUGUAAUAUCAGGCAAGGCACACCCCUCGCGCGUCUUAUUUCAUCUGCAAAAUUAGUUAUAUGGGACGAGGCACCUAUGUUAAAUAAAUUUUGCUUCGAAGUGCUGGACAAAUGCCUUAAGGAUGUUCUUCGAUUUGAUCGUGGAUAUAAUCCUCAUGCUCUAUUUGGUGGGAAAAUUGUUGUUCUAGGAGGUGAUUUCCGUCAAAUUUUGCCUGUGAUUCCUCGUGGUUCCCGGGAAGAGAUCGUUCAUUCAUGUAUUAAUGCUUCAAACCUGUGA
Messenger RNA from Arachis stenosperma, 2382 nucleotides. RefSeq lists its product as uncharacterized. Gene Ontology annotation, molecular function: DNA helicase activity. Gene Ontology annotation, biological process: telomere maintenance; DNA repair. The transcript is spliced from 3 exons. Lineage: Eukaryota; Viridiplantae; Streptophyta; Magnoliopsida; Fabales; Fabaceae. Bases 1 to 2382 code for a protein of 793 amino acids. The record is from RefSeq and is a predicted model, not a curated record.